CGGAAGGGGCCGGCGCGGGCCCCGCCCACUCGGCGCGCCCCGGACGGCCAGGAUUCCCACCCGCUCCCGCCAUGAACGUGGACCUGCAGUGCGAGCAGCUGAGCGACGCCCGCUGGGCCGAACUCCUGCCCUCCCUCCGCCAGGCCUCCGUCGUCAGGCUGGACGACUGCAGCCUCUCGGCGGCCAAGUGCGAGGCCCUGGGCGCGGCCCUGCUCGGCAACGCGGCCCUGACGGAGCUGACCCUGCGCAACAACGAGCUGGGGGACGCGGGGGUCCGACACGUGCUGCGCGCCCUGCAGGGCCCCCACUGCGGCCUCCGCAAGCUCAGCCUGCAGAACUGCUGCUUCACGGAGGCGGCCUGCGCCGAGCUGCCCGCCGUCCUGCGCUCGCCGGCCCUGUCGGACCUGCAGCUGAGCGACAACCCCCUGGGCGACGCCGGCCUCGACCUGCUGUGCCAGGGCCUGCUGGACCCCAAGUGCGGCCUGCGGACGCUGCAGCUGGAGUAUUGCGAGCUGAGCCCGGCCAGCUGCGAGUCCCUGGCCGCCGUGCUGCGGACCGGCCCGGCCCUCGAGGAGCUGACGGUCAGCAACAACGAGCUGGGCGAGGACGGCGUCCGGGCCCUCUGCCGGGGCCUGCUGGACCCCCGCUGCAACCUGCACACCCUCAAGCUGGAGGGCUGCGGGGUGACGGGGGCCUGCUGCCGGGAGCUGAGCGGCGUCGUCCAGCACAAGGAGAGCCUGCGAGACCUCUGCCUCGGGGAGAACAAGCUGGGGGAUGCGGGCGCUGCCCAGCUGUGCCAGGCCGUCCUCAGCCCCAGCUGCCAACUGCGGGCCCUCUGGCUGUGGGAGUGCGACCUGUCGGCGGAGAGCUGCGGCCCCCUGAGCCAGGUGCUGAAGGCCAAGGAGACGCUGAGGGAGCUGUGCCUGGUGGGCAACGAGCUGGGAGAUGCCGGCCUCGAGCUUCUCUGCCAGGGCCUGCUGGACCCCAACUGCAAGCUCGAGUCCCUCUGGGUGAGGACGUGCGGUUUGACGGGGGGCUGCUGCGGGCCCUUGGUGUCCAUGCUGAGCAAGAACAAGCGUCUGCGGGAGCUGCAGCUGAGCGGGAACCCGCUGGAGGACACCGGUGCCCAGCAGCUGUGCCAGGCCCUGCUGCUGCCCGACUGCCCCAUCCAGACCCUGCUGCUGGGCAACUGCGAGCUGUCGGACGCCUGCUGUGCCACCCUGGCCUCCGUCCUGCUGGUCAACCGCUCGCUCAAGGAGCUCGAUCUCAGCAACAACAUCAUGGGCGACCCUGGCAUCAAGGAGCUGGUCGCCAGCCUCAAGCAGCCCGACUGCCGGCUCCAGCAGAUCGUCCUCUACGACAUUUACUGGACGGACGAGGUGGAGGAUGAGCUGAAGGCCUUGAAGGAGAGCAAGCCUGCCCUCAGGAUCGUUUCCUGAGACGCCGAGGACCCGACGCCCCCCGCUCCAGACCCCCUCUGCCGCCCCCGACCCCAAACCCGCCCGUCCGUAACGGUUCGUACCCCAAAGAUGCGCCCCCGGCCCCCGCUGCCUCCUAACCAGCAGCCCCCCGCCUUCCCUCCCAAAGACCCAGGCCCGGAGGGGCAUCGCCCGCCGACUGGAGACAGAUCAGACGCGGCCCCGAGGAGGAAACUGGAUCAGAGAUUUCAUACUUUUUGUCUAGAGAGAAAUAAACCUUUGACCCCGUCUAUUUCCGCAAAAGAAAGUUUAUACUUUAAUAAAAGCGAUUUUUGCAAAGAG
Molecule: messenger RNA, 1760 nt
Organism: Tachyglossus aculeatus (Australian echidna)
Lineage: Eukaryota; Metazoa; Chordata; Mammalia; Monotremata; Tachyglossidae
Gene: RNH1
Product: ribonuclease/angiogenin inhibitor 1
Exons: 10
Coding region: 72-1439 (455 amino acids)
Molecular function (GO): protein binding
Source: RefSeq, a predicted model, not a curated record